AUGGUGUACUGGGAGAAGCGCUUCGAAGAGCUAUCCGAUCUGGUGGCUACUACUCCUGAUCUCGAACGUGAGAUGUUCUUGAAGGCACUCGAACUAUUAAAGGACUGUUUCAAGAUGACCUUUAGCACCGAGGCCGAGCGCGAAAAGCAUGUUCAGGGCCGAUUUGAGAUCGUCAUGCGGUGGCUAUACAGCAUGGAUGAAGACUUUGUGAUCCGCCUGCAGCAGAAGCAAGCUCUCCCCCUUAUUCUCCUCGGUCAUUUCAGCGUUCUCGUUCAGACCCUCGAGCACUUCUGGUUCAUACAGGGAUGGUCAGAACAUCUCCUCAAUGGGCUGUUCAAUGUUUUAGACCCUCAGUACGCCCACUGGCUUGAGUGGCCUUCCCAACAGAUCAAACGACAUGAAUCGAUUGAUCACGGUGUGCUUUCAGUGCAUAAGAUGAUUGCCUGA
Messenger RNA from Colletotrichum spaethianum, 447 nucleotides. RefSeq lists its product as uncharacterized. Bases 1 to 447 code for a protein of 148 amino acids. Gene Ontology annotation, biological process: regulation of transcription by RNA polymerase II. Gene Ontology annotation, molecular function: DNA-binding transcription activator activity, RNA polymerase II-specific. The record is from RefSeq and is a predicted model, not a curated record. NCBI's taxonomy places the organism in Eukaryota, Fungi, Ascomycota, Sordariomycetes, Glomerellales, Glomerellaceae. The transcript has a single exon.